CACACCUCAUUACUUGCUAUAGAAGAUGUAGACUCACCCUAACCCCCACUUCUCCGUCCUUUAAUCCAUCACAACAAGGGCUUUUUUUUUCUUUCUUUCUAUUCCAUAACUCUCUUUGGAAUCAAUCUUUUUUCUUUUGAACUUUUCUUUGUAAAAGCCAAACACAAUCCCAAACCCCAUCUCUUCACUUUCUAUAUAGAUCACAUACCACCACAUUUCCAACUACAAUCCACAAUGGCAGGAAUUCUCCCUAAACUUAUUGUUUCCUUAGCCAUCUUCAUCACUUUCUCGACCAUUGCCGCUGCCGUCGACGGCGAAUCUCACAGCUUCUCUAGGACUCUAUCACUAGAAUCCAAGAAGCUUAAGCGUGAGAAGAUGAGCCACCUUCACUUCUACUUUCAUGAUAUAGUUAGUGGACGUAACCCAACCGCCAUAAAGGUUGCUGAAGCAGAAUCCUCAAAGACAUCACCAACAGGGUUUGGUAUGAUGGUGAUGAUGGACGAUCCAUUAACGGAGAAGCCAGAGGCUACGUCUAAGCUAGUUGGAAGAGCUCAAGGGAUCUAUGCAUCAGCUUCACAGAGUGAUUUGGGUUUCUUAAUGACCCUUAACUAUGUUUUCACGGAAGGGAAGUACAACGGGAGCACACUGAGUAUACUUGGGAGAAAUCCAGUGUUGUCGGAGGUGAGAGAGAUGCCGGUGGUCGGAGGGAGUGGGCUUUUCCGGUUUGCUCGUGGCUAUGCUCAUGCUAAGACUCACUGGUUCGAUUUUAAAACUGGGGAUGCUGUGGUCGAGUAUAAUGUUUAUGUCAUCCAUUACUGAUCUAUGAGGCCUUUUCCUUUCAAUUCUUAGAAA
Molecule: messenger RNA, 852 nt
Organism: Macadamia integrifolia
Lineage: Eukaryota; Viridiplantae; Streptophyta; Magnoliopsida; Proteales; Proteaceae
Product: dirigent protein 22-like
Exons: 1
Coding region: 235-819 (194 amino acids)
Source: RefSeq, a predicted model, not a curated record